Messenger RNA from Bactrocera dorsalis (oriental fruit fly), 980 nucleotides. RefSeq names its product isochorismatase domain-containing protein 1. The record is from RefSeq and is a predicted model, not a curated record. NCBI's taxonomy places the organism in Eukaryota, Metazoa, Arthropoda, Insecta, Diptera, Tephritidae. The coding region runs from base 274 to 897 and encodes 207 amino acids. The transcript has 3 exons. Gene Ontology annotation, cellular component: cytoplasm.
GCAUUUAACAAAUUAAACAGCUGAUGUUUAUUUAUGUGCGAUGGUUUCUGGUUCGAAGUUUAAGAAUUUAGUUUCUUAAAAAGUUUAUUUAGAUAUCUCAUAUAGUUUAUCGCCAUAAAUAGUUAGAAGCACGGUAGAGGAGGUUAGAAGUGUUAUAGUCAUAGUUGAUUUACAUGUUAAAUAAAAUAUAUAUUUUGUCCUUACGUAAAAUCAACUUUUAUUGCAAUUUUGCCUCCAACUAUUUGUUAAAUUUAUAAUUUAAAUUCAGUAAAUAUGGCGCAUCGUUUACGUUUUCUCAAUCCCAAAAAAACUCUAUUCCUUCUCUGUGAUAUCCAAGAGAAAUUCCGACCAGUAAUUCCACUAUUCGAGGGGUUAGUGACGAAUGCUAACAAAUUGACAAAAGCCGGUAAAGAAUUUGAAAUUCCUCUUAUAGUGUCAGAACAAUUUCCGGAAAAGCUUGGAAAAACUGUUCCUGAUUUAGAUAUAUCGCAUGCUGCAGCUAUUAUAAGUAAAACCCAGUUCAGUAUGCUUGUACCAGAAUUGGAAAAUAAAAUAAAAACAAUAUACGGAGAGAAGCCUUGUGAUGUUGUACUCUAUGGGUUGGAGUCUCAUGUAUGUAUCGAACAAACUGCAAUCGAUUUCUUAAGCUGCGGUAUUAAUGUUUAUAUUGUAGCCGAUUGUUGCACUUCCCGUCUGAAUCAGGAUCGAGAUUUGGCAUUAGAUCGCUUACGUGAAGCUGGUUGCGUAAUUACCACUAGUGAGAGCAUAAUUUUUAAUUUGCUGCGCGAUAAAAACAACCCAAAAUUUAAUGUGAUUCGAAAACUAGUAAAUCCGCCAUCAUUGGAUAUGCAAUUGGCUAAGUAUGGGUUUUCAAGUUCCUCUGGUUCUAAACUAUAAAUUUCACCGAACUCUCAUCAGCACUAAAUAUCAUGUGUUGCCUUGUUAUUUAGUAAUAAAAAUAUGUGUUUAAAUUUAUCAAA